This is a messenger RNA of Aedes albopictus (Asian tiger mosquito), 868 nucleotides long. It is a transcript of the gene mRpS26, whose product is annotated as small ribosomal subunit protein mS26. The coding region runs from base 143 to 802 and encodes 219 amino acids. Gene Ontology annotation, cellular component: mitochondrial small ribosomal subunit. The transcript has a single exon. The record is from RefSeq and is a predicted model, not a curated record. Lineage: Eukaryota; Metazoa; Arthropoda; Insecta; Diptera; Culicidae.
CUCUGACUUUUCCAUCACGCAGUUUCACCCGCACGAUUUCGUGUUCAGCCUGCUCAAAUCAAAACACGGCUGCGGAUUAUUCAAUCGAAAUAAAUCGAAAAGUGCUUUCACGCGACGAAAAAAAGCUGCAAAUUAUCCAAAAAUGUCCGGUAUCGCCUGUGCCGUGGGACUAUUGGCAUCGAAGAGUAUUUUGAAUGCCUCGCAGCAGCCCGGCCGGAUCCUUCUGCAAUACACCGCAGUGCGAUUCCGGCGAAAACCGCGUUGGCUCGGAACGGCCAAAAGUAAACUGUUCCGUGUUCCGGAGCGCCACCAGCAGGUCGACGAGGAAGUGACGGAGCUCAAGCGAUUGCACAACAACUAUCACACCCAGAUGAAGGCGGUACGCCGGUUCCUGAUGGAUGAGGUUGCAGCUUCUAAGUUGAUAUCCCGUGCCGGUAUGAUUAUUCAAACUCCGGAGGAGGAAGCUGCCGAGUGGGAGGAACUGCAACGGAUUAACGAGGAAUGGAACCGGACGGUUGGGGAAGUGCGCGAAAAGAGGCUAGCCGACGAACGGGAACAGCGGAAAAACUACAUUCUGGAGCGGUUGGUGGCGAAGGAGCAGCGGGAUCAAGAGAAACGCGAACGUGUGGAGGAGAAGGUACGGCUGGAGAAGGAACUGUCCAAGAACUACAUUACGAGGGAGAAUAUCGACAAAGCUAUCGAGAUGGCCCUGGUGCAGCCGAUGAGUUACAAUUUCGCUAUCGACUUGAGUGGGAACAUUCGCAGGCAUGGAGAGGAACAAAAUGAAGAAUCCACCAAAUGAGUUUCUAUGCGUUUUGAAUAGCAGUCGCUAGUAUUGUUGAAUGUAAUAAAGCGAAUUAUGAAAAUC